This is a messenger RNA of Thunnus maccoyii (southern bluefin tuna), 2534 nucleotides long. It is a transcript of the gene rac1a, whose product is annotated as Rac family small GTPase 1a. Gene Ontology annotation, biological process: motor neuron axon guidance; small GTPase-mediated signal transduction; regulation of actin cytoskeleton organization. The transcript has 6 exons. Gene Ontology annotation, molecular function: protein kinase binding; GTP binding; GTPase activity. The record is from RefSeq and is a predicted model, not a curated record. Bases 281 to 859 code for a protein of 192 amino acids. NCBI's taxonomy places the organism in Eukaryota, Metazoa, Chordata, Actinopteri, Scombriformes, Scombridae. Gene Ontology annotation, cellular component: cytoskeleton; cytoplasmic vesicle; dendritic spine.
AGCUUCCAAACUGUGGGCGUUUCUUCCUCAGUCUUGACUCCAGAGUUUUUUCUUUUUUUUUCCUGGGUGUUGCCUGCCUGCCUGGUUUACAACUUUGGAGUUUCACCGGAAAGAGGAACAAGUCGGCCAAUAUCUGCAACGACAACAUUUUUAACUUUUCGGGAACGUAAUCGAGGCUCCAUCACUUUUUUUUAACGCUGUACUUUUAACGUGACACACGUUUGACCGGUUUAUUUUAGCCGCCGUUAGCUUGCGAAGCUAACUGAGAUCGAGCUGUCCGAUGCAGGCCAUUAAGUGUGUGGUGGUGGGGGACGGGGCGGUGGGUAAAACAUGCUUGCUCAUCAGCUACACUACCAAUGCCUUUCCUGGAGAGUACAUCCCCACAGUCUUCGACAACUACUCUGCCAAUGUGAUGGUUGAUGGGAAACCAGUGAACCUGGGCCUGUGGGAUACAGCAGGACAGGAAGACUACGACAGACUCAGGCCACUGUCCUACCCACAGACAGAUGUGUUCCUGAUUUGCUUUUCACUAGUCAGUCCAGCCUCUUUUGAAAACGUCCGUGCCAAGUGGUACCCGGAGGUGAGACACCACUGCCCCAACACGCCCAUCAUCCUGGUGGGCACCAAGCUGGAUCUGAGAGACGACAAGGACACUAUCGAAAAGCUCAAGGAGAAGAAACUCUCCCCCAUCAUCUACCCGCAGGGCCUGGCCAUGGCUAAAGAAAUAAGUGCAGUGAAGUAUCUGGAGUGCUCAGCUUUGACGCAGCGCGGCCUUAAGACAGUGUUCGAUGAAGCCAUCAGGGCGGUCUUGUGCCCCCCACCCAUCAAGAAGAGGAAGAGGAAGUGCGUAGUAUUGUAAUGGAGAACCACAGGGAGUAGAAAAUACAGUUGCAGUCAGAACUCACCUACUCGGAGGGAAGAUGUUGGUGGUGGGGGGGGGAGGUUUUCCCCAAAUAUCAAUUCACCCCCCUCCCCGUGUCCUUGCUUAUAUAGACGCUCCGGUAGAUCAGACUUGUGUCUGAAAGAACUCGACAGAUUUAAGCAGCGCUGAAGGUUCUCUGUAAGAUCUGGUUCCUGGUUGCUUACAUCAGUCCAGUCCUUUCAGACACGACAAGAAUGAAGUGACUUUGCAAAGGCCUUGGUGAAUGUGAGGGGGAUUUGAUUUGGGUUUAAGGAGUAAGAGGGAGGAUUUUCCAAAAAAAACAAACAAACAAACAUUCAUGUCAUUUUUCUCAGACAUUGUUGGAAGAAACACUACUUGAACGUGAUUUUUAUCAUAAAAUUACCAUAGAUUUAACUCUAAAGAGAAGGACGUCCUGCACUGCACUCUUUCCCCUACACACUAAGAGAUUCCUGCUGCCUUGAUGAAAUUUUACUUUAAGAAAGCUUUUUUUUUUUUUUUUUUUAGAACAUCUAAUUUCUCCUUUUUUCAUGGUCAGUCUCUUUGUCAGCUGUUGUUGACGGACCAUUUUGUUUACAUUUGUCACCUGACCAGACUGACGUGUCGCCAAAUCUCAGUCAACGGUCAUCAAUUUGUCGUCACUCCAUGAACACUAAAAUGUUUUCUUUUCCUUUUUUUUUUUUUUUUUUUUUUUUUUUUGCUUUAACUUGUACAAGAUACCACCAUGCAGUCAUGAAGAAACGGUUUAACCCUUUUGUGAAGAACUUUUUUUGAACUUUAAAUAACAAGUGUUGUAGCAGCUGCUAAGAUAAGUAAUGAUUACUCUCUACGGUGAAUGAGCAUUUAAAACAGUCUCUUUUAGAUAUUUAACAGAUAGUUUGCUUAUUUUGUCCCUUAAAGCUUUUUAGAUGAACCACGCCAUCCCUGUGCCCAUUGCUUCUCAUCUCACUACGUGUUAAGAGAACACACACACAGUAUUUCAUGACUGACUGUUGGGCAUGUGAAGGUGCAGUGCAGCCGGUUGGAGAUUCUCAGUCAGCAGAGGCUCCUUUUGUGAAGUUUAAUCAACCUAAUUAUUUUUGUUUGUUGCUUCCCUGGCCUGAGAUGUGACUGUUGUGUUGUCAGAAACACAUCUUUACUCUCCAGUGUUGUUGGCCUGGUACACACUCUCCAUUUUUCUGUAAAGGUUAUACCCAACAUUUCAAGUUCUCACUAAAUUCUUGCUCAGAGAGUUCUUUGGAUAUUUAGGCUUUUUAUUCAAUAUAUGAUGCUCACUUUGCUAUCUCGAUGGUAUGUAACCAUGUCAUUUUGAUCCAAUCUACUACUGUGUUUCAAGUUAAUGAGCCAGAGUAUAAACACUCAGAGGUUGCAACUGAUUUUAAUGUCUCUGUUGUACAAUUUGACCUUCAGUAGUAACUUUUCAGCAAAUGCAUUUUAUUUUUAAAUGAGCAAAGAUCAAAAUGCAUGGAUGCUUUGGGGAGCCACUGUAAGUCAUCAUUUCAGUUUAAUUUUAUCAGUGUUUCAUUGGCGCAGUGGAAGUGCACACAUGGAUUUACUUUCUUGCUAAAUGUGGUUUCAUUUUCACAUUGUAAUGUGCUGAUUUUUUAAGAAGUAAAUAAAUUCUUUGAAAAUG